This is a messenger RNA of Sorghum bicolor (sorghum), 962 nucleotides long. Its product is annotated as photosystem II D1 precursor processing protein PSB27-H2, chloroplastic. Gene Ontology annotation, biological process: photosystem II repair; photosystem II assembly. Lineage: Eukaryota; Viridiplantae; Streptophyta; Magnoliopsida; Poales; Poaceae. The coding region runs from base 285 to 902 and encodes 205 amino acids. Gene Ontology annotation, cellular component: chloroplast thylakoid lumen; photosystem II. The record is from RefSeq and is a predicted model, not a curated record. The transcript is spliced from 3 exons.
UGUAUUGCAUGCUGCGGAUCCGGCCACUGCUGGACCCAAUGGGCCGUCCCGUGCUUUUGUUUCCCCUCCCGGUGCCAAGGCUUGUUCUUUCAAUUUCAAGCAUCCGUGGUAUUAUCAAGCCAAGCCAUGUGAGAGUGCUGCAGAUAAGGUUCUGGAUUGACAGCCAAUCAUAGGCUCCACUCCACUUGAACCAAGAACAAGCUAUACGUACGUACGAGCAAGAGCAAUCCAAGCAUCCGUUGCGUCUGCACUGCAGAGGCCGUAGCUCGCUAGGAGGAUCAGCGAUGCCUUCCCCUACGCCGCCUCCGAUGUCCACGCCGCACAAGUCCUGCUCGUCGCCGUCGCCGCCACCGCCAAAGCUGCAGCGUGCUCCGGACAUCCGGCACAGGCCUAUCUGUAGAGCAGGCGGCGGAGCCUGCAGGCUGCCGAUCACCAGGAGAGCUCACGCCGCAUCCCUCCUCCUCCUCGGCCUCGCGCCGGCGCCGGCGCCGGUCAGGGCGGAGGAGGAUGGGAGCGGCGGCGAGGAGGGCGUCCUCGGCGCCAUCAAGUCCAUCUUCGACCCCAACGAGAAGACCAAGGCCGGCAAGACGCUGCCCAAGGCGUACCUCAAGGCGGCCAGGGAGGUGGUGCGCACGCUCCGCGAGUCGCUGGAGGAGGACGACGGCGGGGACAUGGCCAGGUUCCGGCGGAACGCCGACGCCGCCAAGGAGUCUAUCAGGGAGUUCCUGGGCGGAUGGAGAGGCCAGCAGACCGUCGCCGCCGAGGAGUCGUACGUCGCGUUGGAGAAGGCGAUCAGGUCACUGGCGGAGUUCUACUCCAAGGCAGGGCCAUUCGCGCCGCUUCCACAGGACGUCAAGAACAAGAUCCUCGAUGAUCUCAGCGCCGCAGACGCCUGCCUGUAGAUUUUGCUUCUCCAGGGGCAUUGUAUUGCAUGCACAUCUCAACCAUGAUGAUUUCGUUCA